CUUUUGUACUUCAACAAAACUUUAUAUUUUCCUAAUGGAAACCCUUGUGGGUUUUUUCUUAAUUUUUAUUUAUUUUUCGUAAUAUUUGGAGUGGACAUUUUAUUUCUGUUGGUGGGUAUGGCUUAACCAAAUGCUCUUGGACUUGAUAAAAUGUCGAUAGAUGGUAUAUUCUAUUUAUUGGGUUCUAACUCCAAUCCACAAGCUUUAUUUCGUAGUAUUUGAGUUUCAGAUACAUGGAUCCAUCUUCUUCAAUGGGGUUCUUUGUAAAGCCUGCGGUGUCACUUAUUAGAAGCUGACAUGGCACGAUGACAAGUCAUCACGACCCUAACCAAAUCUUCCGUGGCGAUUUGAAAAGUCAAAAGUCUCGAUAAACUAAUUCUCGAGCACCCUAAGCCCAUCAAGCCUUGAGAGACCAACUCUCAAGCAUAUUAAGUCCUGAUACCGCUCUAGGCCCAUCAAGCCUUGAGAGACCAACUCUCGAGCAUAUUAAGCCCUGGCAUCGCUCCAAGCCCAUCAAGCCUCAAGAGUCGACCCCUGAGCAUCCUAAGUCCUGGCAUCGCUCCAGGCCCAUCAAGCCUCAAGAGUCAACCCCUAAGCACCCUAAGUCCUGGCGUCGCUCCAGGCCAAUCAAGCCUUGAGAGACCAACUCUCGAGCACCUUUAAGCCCUGACAUCGCUCCAGGUCCAUCAAGCAUCGAGGAGCCAACUCUCAAGCACCCUAAGUCCUGGCAUCGCUCUAGGUUCAUCAAACAUCGAGAAACUAACCUUCGAGCAUCCCUAAGCCCUGGUAUCGCUCCAGGCCCAUCAAGUCUCAGGGAACCAAUCCUUGAGCACCUUAAGCCCUAGCGUCGCUCCAGGCCCAUGCAAGCCUCAAGGAUCUAAUUCUCGAGCACUCCAAGCCUUAGUAUCAUGCCAGGCAACACCACUGCGAAGGAUCAGAGCCCUAAAAGGCUCGCUGUCAAAUUUCGCACAUAGCACGAACCGAAGGUAGGGUCUUCGUAGCUAUAAAGAAUCUAAGAUAGGGAAACUUAGGAGGAUCUUGGAUUAGUGGAUGAGAAGUCAAGAAGUGUCUUCGCUUUUAGCAAGGCCCAAUUAACAAGAUAAUGGGAUUAUACACAUUAUGACAGCAAACCUUAAAAUCACAUUUAAUGCUAUGUUAGGCUUGACCAGCUGGCGGCCAAGCAACAUUUAAUGCCCUUGAUUAAGGGGGAAAUGAUAUAGCAACAAAGUGCAAGGCUCGAUGAGAGGAUUAGACCCUUUAGGCUCCUAAACCUCCAGGAUUACCCACGUAGUCCUAACUAGGAGCAAAACAUGCAAGAAACCAUGCAUGAAAGGGACCAUUGGAUAACAACCAAUGGAAUCUGGGCCUAUAAAUAGUACUAUCCCAUGAAGAAAUGGAUAACGAGAAAGGAAAAGCUGUCAUAAAAUAUUGUAUACUUGCCCUACCACCAUCUUAAUCUUGACAGUUGGUCUUUUUCUCCUCCUCUUAUAGUGAGCAUCUCAUCUGUUUCCUUCGUAUUUGUAUUACUGAUAUUGCCAUUACAUACUUAUUUAUUGUUUGAUCAAAAAGAACCCCUACAAAGCCUUAUCCUCAGUUUGACCUUUUUUUCGCCCCCAGUUGUUUCAACCCUUCCUUGUUUUCCUGCCGUCCUGUUAGUCUGUCUCAAUUGCUUUUAUGUUAUGUUUGGGAGAACUGAAUCAGUAGCUUGGAUUUGGAAUUGGAGAAAAAUUUAGUUAAAACUUGAAUUAAAUUUCCUUCCGUGGAUUUGGUAUUUCCAAAACACAACAGAAAUUUUAGGUUUUCAGUUCGUAUAGCAUCUUUUACUUUAUUGGUAGAUUUGUUGCCCAUUCGUUCCCUUUCACAUUCAUAUACAUUGGUUGCGAUUUGGUUUUCAAUCUUCUUCAUUAACAGGCUUGACCACUUAAUUCUCUUUUCCACUUACAGAUGAAGAAAGUGGUAAAGACUUACAAUGCGAGGUUUGUGGUCAACAUUAGUGAACUUGGAGAAGAUGAUCCACUUAUGCAAAAUGCCACAUUGUAUUUUCAGUCUCCAAAAGUUCCCUGGUACACAACUAGAGCUUUGAAAGGACAAGGGGCAGAUUACUUCCUCAAGCAGAUCAAAAUCCCUUACGGGAAAACGUUGGAUGUUAUUGUUGUCAAUACUGGGUUAUUGCAGGAUCUCUCAAAUGGCACUGGAAACAAUCAGUUACAUUGGCUGACGAGCAAACUUGAAGCAAGCAAUAGCAACUGGCAAAUUGUUGUCGGAUUCCACCCACUGAUAGCUUGUGAUGAGAACACUGAGCAAAUGGAAGCAAAACAAAAUUUGAAGCCUUUACAUGAUAUACUUGUGAAAUAUGGAGCUAACGCGUACCUGAGUGGACAGUCUUGUGAUCAUUAUAUACGUAAAGGGUUUACAAUGCACAUCAAUUCAAGUGCAAUGGAGAAAGGCCCUUAUUUUACAUCUAUUAAUCGAAGUUUAGUUUUAAAUAAAAGAACAUUCAAUGGAUUCCUUCUUCAUAGAGUCAGCUCCCUAGAGAUUGUGACAUAUUUCGUUACCUUGAAUGGGGAAGUCGUGCACAAAAUUUUACUCCAACCAAGAGGUAGGGAGGUCAUGUAAAUCUCACAUUAGGAGGAUCAAGUGUUCAUCCGUUAAAGUCACUUCAGAAUUUGUUCAACACUCUCUGUCUCUCUCUCUUAUAUCUCAGCAGCCACUGCCCCACAAUUCUUUUAGUUAUUCCUGAAUACUGAGUCAAUGUAAAUUAUUACACAUCUGUAUUUUUUUUUUGAAAUUAUUGUAGAGCGAGCUUCACCUUACAUUUUCCUUACUUUCAUAUGUAUGUAUACUUUUGACAUUAGUUUGUAAUUAGUGAUGAUUUGAUUUGAGCUCU
Molecule: messenger RNA, 2887 nt
Organism: Cornus florida
Lineage: Eukaryota; Viridiplantae; Streptophyta; Magnoliopsida; Cornales; Cornaceae
Exons: 9
Coding region: 1945-2616 (223 amino acids)
Molecular function (GO): ferrous iron binding; ferric iron binding; acid phosphatase activity
Source: RefSeq, a predicted model, not a curated record